GGCAAGGGAGGCGGCUGAUUUCUGACAGAGCGAGAGUGAAGCGGGUGGCUUUACUCUUGCAGUUCACUUCGAAAUUAGGAGGGAAAGAAGAGAGAGAGAGAGAGAGAGAGGGCAUGAGAGAGAAUGGGAAUGGCGAACCUGUCGAGCCUCGUCCACGAACUCCGAGAGCGCAUAGCGGCCUCCUCCACUCCUCCUAGCAACCGUUACGACGACGACUUGGUGAUCCGAUUCCGCGCCGUCCUCCCUGACCUCCUCCGUGCCUCCGUCGUUCCAUCUCCCCCAGCGAACGAGCGAGAAGUGAUAGCUGUUUUGAAGCUCAUCGUUAUCACUGCUAGGCAUUUGCCCGGAGUUUUCUAUCAUGGAAAGGCCACCGCAAUUCUUCCUCUGCUCGGUCGCAUCUUGCCUUUCUUCGCAGAGCCCUCGUUCCGUUCUAGGCAUGGAGUAAUAUUUGAGACUGUCGGACCACUUUUAGCGCUACUUCGUACUGGAGAACGGGAUGCCUACCGUCAAUUUUUCAUUGAUUCCAUGCUUGUUGUUCGAGAUAUUUUGUGUGUGGCAUCAGUCUGUGCAGACGCUUCAAAUAUUACGGAUUUGACGAAAUUGACUUUAAGGUGUUUUUGUGAGUCCUUCAAUGGAAUUUUUGAUGACCCUGAUCAUCUUGGGGAUCUUCCGGCAAGUAAUAAACCGGAUGAUGGGAUUGGUGUCUUGAUUAACCUUACGGGCAAAACAAGAUGGCAACCUUUUGCAACCUGGAUGAUAAAGCUUCUUGGUAAAUGCUUAACCGAAGGAACUCUGUAUGUGGAAGGACUCAUUAAUAUGCCUUUUGUUCUGGACGCAUGUUCCCUCUUAUGUUAUGGGGAUGCUGAUUUGCAGAUGGCAUGUUUUGAAUUUGCACGUGUCGUUGGAUCAGGGAUAAAUUAUGACAUCCUUCCUCACCAGAAUAUUAUUCAGUCGAUAUCAACUAUCUUAAGGGAGGACAAAGAGGGGUUUCCUGUGUUCAGAAACAUCGUUUAUGAUUCGUCCUUGGGUGGUUGCCUUGAUGCAUUACACUGUAAUUGCCCUGAAGAUGUUGUUGAGCUAACAGCUGCCGAUUUAGUAGAUGUCUUUUCUCAUUCAAUGGGGAGAACCAAAAGCCAGGAGCUUAAGGUUGCGCUGUGCAAUGCAUACAUACGGAUUGCAAAAAUAUGCUCUCCUAAUAUCUGGAGGCCAGAAUCUCUCCUUUAUGUGCUUUCUUAUCCAGAACCCUGCUUCUCAUUGAUAGAUUGCCUACAAGUAGCUCUCUCUAUACUUGGUCCCAAUCUUGUUGGAUGGAGAAUUACAAACAGUAACUGUCAGAGUUUAUCAUCACUAAGUGACAAAUCAAAUGAAAACUUGAGGGUUGGAGAAAAAAGGCCUAUAGACGAUUUGGACACUUUCAAGAAUAAACGGCAAAGGGUAGAUGAAGAUAUUAUGAGUUUGCAUUCUAAUUUUCAGGGGGAGCACAAGCGUACUCAUACAGUUGCUUGUGAAAGAGAGAAUUAUGCAGAUUAUAUGCAUAAAUCGGUACUUUCUUUUGUUGAAUCUUUAGAACCUCCUGGUGUCCAUCCUGAUUCUUUAAGACCAGAUGCCGCAUUAAGAGCUCUUAGCAUGCUUUGCAUUGCCUUCUGUAGUUAUCCAGAGACCAACCUGUCACUAAGCAUCUUUCGUCAGAUGUACACAUGGAUGCCACGGGUAUUCCAGCAGGCAAAGCAAGGAAUUUCAGUUGCACUUGAUAUUUCCAUCUACCUGGAAGGAAUUAACAGCAUGCUGCUUUUGCAGAGUCCCUUAAUGAUGGAGAGUAUGGGGUUCAAAAAUAAGAAUGUUGCUGUAGACCUUGUAUGCAUCCUAAAGCUUCCGUGGACCUAUCCUCGUGUAGUUCCUGACCCACAUCCUCUGUGGAAACUUAAAUGCAUCUCUGUUCAAGUUGCAUGCAAACUUGGUAAUAUAACAAGUACUGAAACUCAGCUUGAAGUCCUGGAUUUGAGCCUUCAUGAUGAAUUUGAAGAAGUUAUUAUUGAAGCUAUAAUCUCUAUGCCUAUGAUUGUCAUGUGGUCUGGUGUUGGUUGGCUGCCACAUAUAUCAAGAAGGCUUGUUGAGUUCUUGGGGGGAGAGAGAAGUGAGAAGGUUAAGAAUAUUAUUCCCUCUUCUCUUGGUUUUUUGUCAUGCCUGUUUGGUUCUUGUAAUGAUGGAGAUGGUAUGAAUAGAAGUCGGUGCAAAUUAGUUUUAAAUAUGAAUAAUGAGAAAUGUAGCCAAACAGUGGAUUAUCUUCUGCAAGGAUUCUGGUGUUCGGAGUGUGACAAAAGUGUUCAACUCAAUACUGAGUCAUGUUCAAAAGUGAUAUAUCCACCUGAUAUGCACAACAGAGAAGCGAGUUUGGAUUGUGAUUUUGCCCAUCUGCAGUCUCUGUUUCUCAAACUUCUUUAUGAUGAAUCAUCGCAGGAGGUCCAAGUUGCUUGUGUGAAAAAUAUUCGCCGAAUAUUUGUACAUGGGAGCAUAAGGAAUCUGAUUGUGUCUAGAUUUGAAUGGAUUAAAUGUGUGGAAUAUUUACUCCUUAAUGGGAAGAAGGCUGUAAGGGAUGCAUUCUGCACUCAGAUUAGUUCAUUCCUUGAGGAUUCUUUUUUGAGCUGCUUAUUUCCUGUUGAGGACGCAUCGAAUAAAAGUAAAGAACAAGAGUUUUUUAACAUAAUGAAGCAUGCCUUUUCAGAAACUAAAGAUCCCCAAAUCUUUGAGACUCUUUUGGAAUCUACAGCAGAAAUAAUGAUUGCAGUUGACAUUCACAGUCAAUUGUUCUUGUUUUCUGUAUUAUUGUUGGUUGAUCAGCUUGAUAAUCCACACAUGACAGUGAGACUGAUGGCAUCAAAGUUGAUAAAGAAAUCUUGCUACUUUCAUCUUAAAGGAGGAUUUGAACUAAUCCUUUCAAAAGUUGUUCAUGUUCGAAAUGAACUAUUUGAUUAUUUAUCUGUGAGGCUGUCUAGCCGUCCAAUUAUGGUCAAAGAGUUUACAGAAUCCGUUCUUGGUAUUGCAACAGAAGAACUUGUCAAGAAAAUGAUUCCUACUGUUCUUCCGAAACUUGUAGUGUCUCAGCAGGGUGAUGAUCAAGCACUUGAAACAUUAUAUGAACUGGCCAAGUGUUUAAACACUGAUUUGGUGCCUCUUAUAGUUAAUUGGCUACCAAAAGUGCUAGCUUUUGCUCUCCAUCAAGUAGAUGCACGAGAGUUAGUUGUUGCUUUGCAGUUUUACCAUACGCAGACUGGUUCUGACAAACAAGAAAUCUUCGCAGCUGCAUUACCUGCCCUUUUGGACGAACUCAUAUGCUUUUUAGAUGGAGGUGAUUCAGAUGAGAUAAACAGAAGGUUAGCAAGAGUUCCUGAGAUGAUAAAAGAGGUUGCUAGAGUUCUGACUGGUGGUGAAGAUCUUCCAAGCUUUUUGAGGAAUCAUUUUGUUGGCCUUCUUAACAGUAUUGACAGAAAGAUGCUCCAUGCAGAAGACAUUUCAUUGCAUAAACAAGCCUUACAACGUAUUGAGAUGCUGAUUAAAAUGAUGGGUUCUCACCUUACUACUUAUGUGCCUAAACUGAUGGUUCUUCUCAUGCAUGCUAUUGGUAAAGAAGCCCUCCAGAGUGAGGGUCUUUCUGUGCUGCAUUUUUUCAUUGUGCAGCUGGUAAAAAUAUCGCCAGAUAGCACUAAACAUGUUAUCUCUCAAGUUUUUGCUGCCCUUAUUCCUUUUUUAGAGAGACAUGACGAAAAUCCUAUACAUCUAGAUAAAGUGGUAAACAUUUUGGAAGAACUUGUACUAAAUAACAGGGCCGUUCUAAAGCUGCAUAUACGCGAGUUCCCUCCGUUGCCCAGCAUUUCAGCUCUAAUAGAAGUGAACAAAGCUAUACAAGAAGUGCGAGGGUCAAUGAAAUUGAAGGAUCGAUUGCGUGAUGUCGUUGAUGGUUUGAAUCAUGAGAGCUUAAAUGUGAGAUAUAUGGUAGUUUGCGAGUUGAGCAAGUUGCUGAGCCUGAAACAGGAAGAGGUUACAGCUCUGAUAACUGCUGAAGGUGGUACAGAUAUGGAUAUUUUGAGUUCUUUAAUUACAUCCUUACUAAGAGGAUGCGCAGAAGAAUCAAGGACCGCAGUUGGACAGCGGCUGAAGUUGGUCUGUGCUGAUUGCCUUGGGGCCCUGGGAGCGGUUGAUCCUGCUAAACUGAAAGGAUUUUCAUGCCAACGCUUUAAAAUUGAAUGCUCCGAUGAUGACCUUAUAUAUGAGUUAAUUCACAAGCACCUUGCAAGGGCUUUUAGAGCUGCACCUGACACUGUAAUUCAAGACUCAGCUGCAUUGGCUAUACAGGAACUGUUAAAGAUUGCAGGUUGUGAGGCCUCUUUAGAUGAGAAUGCUUCUUCAUCCACAUCAGAGACUCCUAAGGGCAAAGAGCCUUUAAAUGUUGCUGCAUCUGGGAUUAAGGGUACUGAUGGUAGCAGUGAGAUGAAUAGAAGGGGUCAGAGAUUAUGGGAUAGAUUCUCCAAUUAUGUUAAGGAGAUAAUUGCCCCUUGCUUAACCUCUAGGUUUCAACUUCCCAAUUUUGCUGAUUCUUCAUUUGUCGGCCCAAUUUACAGGCCAUCUAUGUCAUUCAGGAGAUGGAUAUUCUCCUGGAUAAGAAAGCUGACUGCACAUGCCACUGGUUCUCGUAGCAGCAUUUUCAAUUCCUGUCGAGGUAUUGUGCGUCAUGAUAUGCAGACAGCAAUAUAUCUGCUUCCAUAUCUGGUUCUUAAUGCUGUUUGUCAUGGCACGGAGGAGGCACGUCAUGGCAUAACAGAAGAAAUCCUACAUGUUCUUGAUGUUGCAGCAUCUGAUAACAGUGGGGAUGGAGCUCAUGGAGUGAAGGGUGGGAAAAUUGAAGUUUGCAUUCAAGCUGUGUUCACUCUCCUUGAUAAUCUUGGUCAAUGGGUGGAUGACAUUAAACAAGAAUUAGCUCUUUCCCAGGCUUCUCAAUCACUGGCUUCUAAGCAACAAGCAUCCAAGACAAGGGAUCAAACUCGUAACUCUUCUGCAGAUCAGGAGCAUCUCCUUGUACAAUGUAAAUAUGUUUCAGAACUGUUGUCAGCAAUUCCUAAGGUAACCCUUGCCAGGGCCUCCUUCAGGUGCCAGGCUUAUGCAAGGUCUUUAAUGUACUUUGAGUCAUACGUGAGGGGAAAGUCAGGUUCUUUCAACCCUGCAUCUGAUAAAAGUGGCAUCUUUGAUGAUGAAGACGUUACAUAUCUAAUGGAAAUAUACAGCUGCCUAGAUGAGCCUGAUGGUCUUUCUGGCUUUGCAUGUUUACGUAAAUCUAUGGGAUUACAAUUACAGGACCAGCUCUUAAUAAACAAAAAAGCGGGAAACUGGGCAGAGGCUUUAACUUCUUGUGAACAAGCUUUGCAAAUGGAACCAACAUCAGUUCAAAGGCAUUCUGAUGUCCUUAACUGUUUGUUAAACAUGUGUCACCUUCAGGCAAUGGUUACUCAUGUGGAUGGCUUAAUCUCUAGGGUUCCCCAGUACAAGAAAACAUGGUGCAUGCAAGGUGUGCAGGCAGCAUGGAGGCUUGGCAGGUGGGAUUUGAUGGAUGAAUAUCUUAGUGGAGCUGAUGAAGAAGGUCUACUUUGUAGCAGUUCUGAAAGUAAUGCCUCAUUUGAUAUGGAUGUUGCAAAGAUUCUCCAGGCAAUGAUGAAGAAGGAUCAGUUCUCAGUUGCUGAAAAAAUUGCCCUCUCAAAGCAAGCGCUCAUUGCUCCUCUCGCUGCUGCAGGCAUGGAUUCCUAUGUACGGGCCUACCCAUUUGUUGUAAAACUUCACCUUCUACGAGAGCUUGAGGACUUUCACUCUCUUCUUGUUGAUGAUUCUUUCUUGGAGAAAUCAUUUCAACUGGGUGAUCAUGGGUUCUCCCAGUUGAUGGAGAACUGGGAAAACCGUCUCAGGUUUACACAGCCAUCACUCUGGGCAAGAGAGCCACUUUUGGCCUUCCGCAGAUUAGUUUUUGCUGCCAGUGCUUUGGGUGCUCAAGUUGGGAACUGCUGGCUUCAAUAUGCAAAGCUCUGUCGCAUGGCUGGUCAUUAUGAGACAGCAAACCAGGCGAUUCUAGAAGCUCAAGCUACAGGUGGACCUAAUGUCCACAUGGAGAAGGCUAAACUUCUAUGGAGCACCCGGCGAUCUGAUGGUGCCAUUGCACAGUUGCAGCAGUCUCUCCUGAACAUGCCUGUAGAGAUUGUUGGUUCCUCUGCAAUUUCAUCAAUUACUAGUCUUUCACUGGUUCCACUGAACCAGCCGCUGUUAGUUUGUGAUACUCAAGCUUUGAAUGAGAAUCGAGAUAUUGCAAAGACCCUACUCCUCUAUACUAGGUGGAUCCAACACACUAGGCAAAAGCAGAAAGAAGAUGUAUUAUGUCUUUAUACGAGGGUGAGGGAACUGCAGCCUAAGUGGGAGAAAGGAUAUUUCUACAUUGCUAAGUAUUGUGAGGAAUUGCUUGCUGAUGCCAGGAAACGCCAGGAAGAAAAUAUAGAACUCAGUGCAAGGAAAAUGCCAUCAAAUAGUGCUAUUGUUGGUUCUCCAAAUUUAAGCACUGAGAAGCCUUGGUGGUCGUAUGUACCUGAUGUACUGUUAUUUUAUGCAAGGGGGCUUCUUAAGGGUCACAAAAAUCUCUUUCAAGCACUUCCAAGAUUGUUAACCCUAUGGUUUGACUUUGGAAGUAUGUAUCUAACAUGUGGCACAGCAUCCAGUAAAGAGUUGAAAAAAACUCAUGAGAAGGUAAUAAAAAUCAUGCAAGGAUGUUUGAAGGAUUUGCCAACGUACCAGUGGUUAACAGUACUACCCCAGUUGGUUUCCAGAAUUUGCCACCAGAAUGAGGAAGUUGUUCGAUUGGUCAAAAACAUAAUAACAACUGUUCUCCGGCAAUACCCACAACAAGCGCUCUGGAUUAUGGCGGCAGUUUCAAAAUCGACUGUUCCUUCAAGGCGGGAGGCAGCUGCAGAAAUCCUACAGGCUGCACGAAAAGGGUUCACCCAAGGAAAUACGGGUAGCAAUCUAUUUGUUCAGUUUGCAAGUCUGAUUGAUCACUUAAUUAAGUUGUGCUUCCAUCCUGGUCAGUCAAAGGCAAAAGCGAUUAAUAUCUCAACUGAAUUUAGUGCCUUAAAGAGGAUGAUGCCACUGGGCAUUAUCAUGCCAAUUCAGCAGUCUCUAACUGUUAGCCUACCAACAUAUGACGGGAAGCUCAGUGACUCACUUAGAUCUGAUAUUUUUUCGGCGACUGAUCUUCCUACAAUAUCAGGAAUUGGUGAUGAGGCUGAGAUUCUUUCAUCUCUUCAACGGCCUAAAAAAAUUGUUUUAUUAGGCAGUGAUGGCAUUGAACGCCCAUUCCUCUGCAAACCCAAGGAUGACCUUAGGAAAGAUGCCCGCAUGAUGGAGUUCACUGCAAUGAUAAACCGUUUGCUGUCUAAAUACCCAGAAAGCCGUCUGAGGAAACUCUACAUUCGCACCUUUGCGGUAAUUCCUUUGACAGAGGACUGUGGUAUGAUAGAAUGGGUGCCUCACACUCGUGGACUUCGGCAUAUACUUCAAGACAUAUACAUAAACUGUGGAAAAUUUGAUAGGCAAAAGACAAAUCCUCAUAUCAAACGGAUUUAUGAUCAAUGCCAAGGUAAAAUACCAGAAGAUGUGAUGCUGAAGGACAAAAUUCUUCCAAUGUUCCCCCCAGUAUUCCACAAAUGGUUCUUGACCACUUUUUCUGAGCCAGCUGCUUGGUUUAGGGCUCGGAUUGCUUAUGCACAUACCACUGCAGUUUGGUCCAUGGUUGGCCAUAUUGUAGGGCUGGGUGAUAGACACGGUGAAAACAUUCUUUUUGAUUCUACAACAGGAGACUGUGUUCAUGUUGAUUUCAGUUGCUUAUUUGACAAAGGCUUGCAGUUAGAGAAGCCUGAGCUGGUGCCUUUUAGGUUGACUCAGAAUAUGAUUGAUGGCUUGGGCAUCACUGGUUAUGAGGGAAUCUUUUUGAGGGUCUGUGAAAUCACACUUUCGGUACUGAGGAUGCAUAGGGAGACUUUAAUGAGCGUUCUUGAAACUUUUGUCCACGAUCCUCUUGUGGAAUGGACAAAAUCACACAAGUCCAGUGGAGUAGAGGUUCAGAAUCCACAUGCACAGCGAGCAAUCAGUAACAUUGAGGCAAGGUUGCAGGGAGUAGUUGUUGGUGUCGGAGCGGCACCAUCUUUGCCACUGGCAGUAGAAGGUCAGGCUCGUCGAUUAAUAGCCGAAGCAGUCGCCCACAAAAAUCUUGGAAAGAUGUAUAUCUGGUGGAUGCCUUGGUUUUGAAGUGUAAUUGAUAAAGGGUUCUCCUGUUUUAUAGUUGAAUCAACGAAGCGUUUGUGCUUCAUCAGAUAUUUUCUCAAGCAGCCUUACGAAAAAUCUUAGAAAUAUGCAGUUGGCUUUUCAAGGGUUCGUUGCUAAAGAUUCCUCCAGCGUAUUUUUUGUUCAGAUACUGGAGGAAUCUGAACGGCCCGACUGAACUUGACAACCCCGGAGUUGGCCAACGGCAAAAAACUAGACAGAGAUUAUUGUUUGGGUGGUAUUAUGGCUUUAUGGUUCAGUAGAUCCAUCAAAAGAGGCCUCAAUUGUACAGUUUUUCCACUCUUAACAGAUGAAUGUGCUCUGUAUCAUCCCCUUACUGUGACAGCUUGCUUGCUCAGUAGCCAUUUUGUGUGGUGUAGGGGUUAGGAUUCGACGAGCAUAAACCAUUCUCUGCAUAUGUGAUGUUGUUUUGGAGAUAUCGACGAUAAUGUGUAUACUUCGUGCGUACUUUCACUUGACAAUUACUACAUGUAUCCCUAUCAAGCUCCUUUGAUGGUAUUUUUGGAUGAAGCUGAAAAAGCCAGUUUUGCUAUCCAAUUUUUGUGGAUGCAAACAUGUAAUUUACUGCAACUUCUAGAGUAAAUAUUUCUGUAUCAAAAGCUUGAUUAGAUUUUCAACUA
This is a messenger RNA of Pyrus x bretschneideri (Chinese white pear), 8987 nucleotides long. Its product is annotated as serine/threonine-protein kinase ATR. The record is from RefSeq and is a predicted model, not a curated record. The transcript has 16 exons. Bases 124 to 8331 code for a protein of 2735 amino acids. Gene Ontology annotation, molecular function: protein binding; protein serine/threonine kinase activity. Gene Ontology annotation, cellular component: nucleus. Lineage: Eukaryota; Viridiplantae; Streptophyta; Magnoliopsida; Rosales; Rosaceae. Gene Ontology annotation, biological process: protein phosphorylation; telomere maintenance; DNA damage checkpoint signaling.